Dendroctonus ponderosae (mountain pine beetle) is the source of this 1383-nucleotide messenger RNA. RefSeq names its product protein lin-52 homolog (gene lin-52). NCBI's taxonomy places the organism in Eukaryota, Metazoa, Arthropoda, Insecta, Coleoptera, Curculionidae. Bases 101 to 520 code for a protein of 139 amino acids. Gene Ontology annotation, cellular component: DRM complex. The transcript is spliced from 4 exons. The record is from RefSeq and is a predicted model, not a curated record. Gene Ontology annotation, biological process: regulation of DNA-templated transcription.
UCGUUUAAACGAACUGGGUAGCAUUUACUGUUGUUUCAAAUAAACAAAGCAGAAAAAUUAUAAGUUUUUUUUGAGUUUCGCCCUCACAGUAUUUUUGCUAAUGUAUCUGACAACCCUGACAUUGCCGCUAUGUUGGUACAAGUGCAAGAUGGCGUCCGAGAAACCCGGGAUCAUUGAAAGAGAUGGAAAUUUAGGCGACUUUGAAAACGAUCUGAUCAGCAUGGAAAACCUGGAUAGAACCUCACCAGAAAUGUGGCCAGAGAAAGUGCCUGGUGUAACCGAUUUUAUCAACAGUUACAACAGCACGCACCUUCCCGCCAAACUGCCCUAUUCCAAGGAAAUCACUUUGGAAGACCAGAAAUACAUGCACCAACUGGCUAGUUUAUCAACAUCACGCUUUUUCUCGAAAGUUAAGGAACUUCACGAUAUCGCCUAUCAGUUAGGGGUUGAAGAGUCAAAGGAAGUAACCAGGGGUAAAUACUUAGACAUAUUUAGUAAAGGGCAGGACGAUGAUGAAUAGUUUUAAGUAAUAGCUUAGCAGUUGUUCGAAAUGUGCUGUGAUCAAUUAAUAGUCUUGUGAAAAAUAAUAUGGCGCCCUAUUUGUAAGAAUUAGCGUUUUCUAGUCCGUUAACAGGCUAGCCAGUAUACUUUUUACGUUUUAUUGCACUGGAAAAUAAAUUCCAUACCAUAAAGCUGCGAAGUAUAUUUUAAGUAAUAGUACUUACUUAAUAGAAUUACACAUUCUAUUGUAAGUAAUUUCCAGAUGGCUUUCAUAGUUUAAUAAGCGAUAUUGUUCCGAAUGAUAGCCAUCGCUUAAAUGUAUGUUAGUGUGCUGCAAGACACAAAACUAUAUGUUUUUAAAAACUUAAAUUUUGAUGUCUAAUUGAAGCGACUGGGUUUCUGUUAAAAUGGGUUCUUUAAUCAGUGAGGGACACAGGGAAGAAUAUAUUGCAUUUUCAUCAAUCCACUGUAGUGGUGGGAAAAAAAACUCGUUACUCAUCCUAGCAAUGACAUUGGAGAAGAAAGAAGCCCGGUGAAGAAUGAAUCAACCAAAGCAAGAAAGCGCAAGGAGGUUGGUUUACAUAUGAAAUGUCCUGUUAAAGAACUUAUGCCGAUUGGAAUAAAUAGUCAUGGCGGAAAAAUCUGAUGCGUAAAUGAAAAAAUGCGUGAAAGCCAAAUCGAUAUUGUCGAGUAGACAGAAAGUCUGAAGAAUAAAUCAAUGACAAAUUAAGAAUUAAUUAAUUCACAGGAAGAAUGAAAGUAAAAUCGCCAAGAGAUUGUCUCGGAAAAGUAGAAGUGAGAACUACGCAAUUGUGACUUUAUUUUCCUUUCUUAAACCGUUGUUUUGUUACCCUUUAUACAAUUAAAUCUUGCAUAAAAAUG